Cydia pomonella (codling moth) is the source of this 2470-nucleotide messenger RNA. RefSeq names its product ecdysone oxidase-like. The record is from RefSeq and is a predicted model, not a curated record. Gene Ontology annotation, molecular function: oxidoreductase activity, acting on CH-OH group of donors; flavin adenine dinucleotide binding. The coding region runs from base 1 to 1884 and encodes 627 amino acids. The transcript is spliced from 3 exons. NCBI's taxonomy places the organism in Eukaryota, Metazoa, Arthropoda, Insecta, Lepidoptera, Tortricidae.
AUGUGGCAGCAACUGGCGUGGCUCCUACUCCUCAUGCUGGCUGGUGGGUCACAGCUGGAAGAACUCACCAAUGACUCCGAACAAAGUUACUGCACCGGCGGUUAUUAUAAUGACACUAUACUUCAAGACAAUUCCACAUUCGACUACAUAGUGGUGGGUGCGGGCGGCGGCGGCGCACCCGCGGCGGCGCGACUCGCGCUCGCCGGCGCCUAUGUCUUGCUCGUGGACGCCGGCGGCGACCCCAGUCUCUUUACCAAGAUUCCUGGAAUGGCUGUCAUGCUGCUAGGAUCCGAGAAUGAUUGGGCGUACCCGACCAUUUCCAAUAAUGUUUCAUGCCUAUCGUCGCAGCAGCAACAGUGCCGCUUCAGUCGCGGCAAAUGUCUCGGCGGCUCCACUAGUAUCAAUUACAUGAUGUACACGCGAGGCAAUCGACGCGACUACGAUGACCUUGGUAUGAAAGGCUGGUCGUGGCAAGACCUCAAGCCUUACUUCCUCAAGUACGAAGGCUUGCAAGACUUGGAUAAACUACCACUCACUUCUAUUCCCUAUCACAACACCAAUGGAACUAUGAAAAUAGAAUUCUUCGGCAACUCCGGAAACUCUUGGCAUUCGAGAAUAGCACAAGGUUUUCAAGCCCUCAAUGUUCCUUUUAAUCCCGAUGUUAACGCUGAGUCAGAAAUCGGGGUGACGCAAGUUAUUGGGUACGUGUACGAAGGCGAGCGCAUGAGCACCGCGCGCGGAUACCUAGCGCGCGGCGACGUCAAGAGAGUGUUGAAGGUUGCUAAGGAUACGCAGUGUACCGGUGUCAUCUUCGACGAAAACAAUAACGCGAUAGGAAUCGAGGUUAUGAACAAAGAGGGAUCGGAAAACAGGAUUCUUCGACUUUACGCAAGAAAAGAAGUAAUUCUGUCAGCGGGGACAAUAGGGACUGCGCAAAUCCUGAUGCUUUCCGGCAUAGGACCGGCGGCUCAUUUAAAUAGUUUAGGUAUUCCUGUACGUGCCGAUCUACCCGUAGGCGAUAACAUCAGCGAUCACGUGCUACCUCUGAUAUACAUACCGGUUCCUCGGGGACACGAUGCGCCAAGAAUAAAUCCUUUCAGCGCUUACAGCAAUUCUCAAGAUUUAAUAAAGUGGUGUAAAUCGCGCACGGGGACGUUAGCGUCCAACGGAGUUACUGACAUCACUGUGAUGUUCAACUCUCAUUGCUAUGACUUUGACCAGCGCAAACUAAUUCAUAACAGCUCCGACUGCGAGCUCCCCUCACUACAAUUCAUCCAUUCGUUUAUAGAGUACAAUCAGAUACCUGAUAACGAGAACCCCUUUCAAAGCACGACAGGUUUAAACAUGGACAUUAUCCAACAGCUUAGCGCCACAAACAAGAACCAGGCCAUAAUUGUGGCCACACCUGUCGUGCUUCGACCAUACUCUCGCGGUACUAUCCGUCUGACUAGUACUGAUCCUUUACAACACCCUGCUAUUUUUCCGAACUACCUGUCGGACGAGCGGGACGUCGAAGAGAUGCUGCGCAGCAUUACGAUCCUGGAGCAUCUAGUAGAAACGCCGGAGUACGUGGCGCACAACGCGUCUAUCUUGCGCUUGAGGCUUCCGGGCUGUCCGGAGUAUUUGGAAGAUCGUGAGGGGUACUGGACUUGCUACAUCAGGCACUUGACGUACUCGGUGUUCCACGCGGUGGGCAGCGCGCGGCUGGGGGCCGUGCUGGAUGAGCAGCUGCGCGUGCGCGGGGUCGCGCGCCUGCGCGUGGCCGACCUCAGCGUGCUGCCGAAGCUGCCUCGUGGCAACACUGCCGCCGCAGCCAUCGCCAUCGGAGAGCGCGUCGCUGACUUUGUCUUGAACGAUGCUGCUAAGAUAGUUACAAGAGGCUGAUAAAAUCAAUGUAGUUAUUCUAUUUCAAGUUAACAUGGUCAAAAAUAACUUGAAAUAUAAUACAUCGACCCAUAUAGUAUUUGCUACACUAUCUAAGAACUUACCUAUAGGUACCCCCCCCCCCCCCCCUGUAUACAAUCAGUCUAUAUCACCUAUCACCUAAGAAUUUGAAUCCCAGUGGCGCUGGGAGCUGGAUGCCAAGCGUGACCAAAUAAAAGCCAGGUCACCUGCGGCAACACAAUAUAAUUAUAUUAAUGGUGUGCUCACAAUAUGUCCGCAAUUUCGGAUACAUCAGUCACUUGCGAGCACACCAGCGGCAGCAACGGAGUUAGCAGUCGCAGCAGGUUUCUGUCAACAGACUGCAAUACUGUUUAGCAGAAAAGUAAUAACUAUAAAUUAAUCUAAUAAGAUAUCUAAUAAGAUAAGAUAAUAAUAAAAUUACAUUUUGAGUCAUAAAACGGGACUAUAAUGCGUGCAUUUCUACUUUUAUUAUUAGUCCUGAUGUUAAUAUUUUAACUUUCUGCAUUAAUGUUCAUAUUUAAAAUGAUACAAUUAGAAGUCGAAUCUUGACUUGCAAGAUGUGAUC